This is a messenger RNA of Styela clava, 3095 nucleotides long. Its product is annotated as kelch-like protein 24. Gene Ontology annotation, molecular function: protein binding. Lineage: Eukaryota; Metazoa; Chordata; Ascidiacea; Stolidobranchia; Styelidae. The record is from RefSeq and is a predicted model, not a curated record.
AAUAUUAGUUAAAUUAGAUUUGGAUACCAAAUGUUAUUUUCGUCGAUCUUGUGCGAAAAAAGUAUUUCAAUCAAAUGGUGAUUAGCAUCUCUACUGACUUAACGUAUUUCAAGCAAUUCUAUUUAUAUGACAUGGGAUGUUCUUCGAGAAUUCGUGUAUUGACUAUGGUUAUUUACUAACUGGAUGUCCAUUAUUAUUAAUUUUUAUAAGAUAAAGCUCCGCUAAAUAUACGGUAAUUAGGAAUUUCAGUAUUUGCGUAUAUAUUGCUUUCUGAUAACCAAGCAAUCAGGAUUUCAAAAUGGAGGACAAAAUACCCGUCGAUGGAAUGGCUCACUCAUCUGAAUUACUUAAAGAGUUGAACAAUUUGAGAAAACGUGGUGAGAACUGUGAUUUCAUAAUUCGAGCAGGAGAUCUGGAAUUGCCAGCCCAUAAGAAUGUUCUUAAAGCAAGUUCUCGUUAUUUUAGAGCAAUGAUGGCUCAUGAUAAUAUUGAAACUCAGUCUGGUGAAGUUGAAAUCAAAGACGCUGAUCCAGAAUGUGUGAUGAAAUGUAUUGAUUUCAUUUACACUGGAGAGGCUGCUAUAACAGAAGAGAAACGAGGAGAACUGAUGCAUGUUGCACAUAUGAUGGAAUUGCAAAGACUCUGUGAUGCGAUUGUUCUUUUCCUUGAAGAUAGUUUGAAUGUAAAAUCCUUUUUUGUCACAAGAAGCUUAGCUGAUAUUUACAGCUGCAAACAAUUGGAAAAAGUUUGUGAUCAAUUUGCUCUGGAACAUUUCAGAGACAUUGCUUUGUUGGAGCAGUUUUAUGAAUUAGAUGAUGAAUACAUUAGGUUUCUCAUUGGAUCGAAAAAGACACAGGCAAAUGAAGCAGUUAAAUGCAAAACGCUAUUGCGUUGGGCAGAAGCUGACAUUGAAAAUCGAAAAGAAAGCUUUAGGGAAAUGUUUAACAAGAUGGGAUUGAUGAAGAUUCCUGCAAGUUACAGAAGAUAUAUGUUGGAAAAUGAGAAUUUGGUGAAAAAUUCAAUGGAAUUCUACAAUAUAGUGACAACUUCUCUACUUGAUAGUUGGAACUUACAAUCCAAGGAUAUCAAUAUUGCAAGCAAAGACGUACUGGUUGUAUUUGAAAAUACUACUAGGAAACUGUAUGGUUAUGACGUAAAACGUAGAACCUGGAACGGCAUGCAGGCAAUAGAGGACAGAAUUCUAGGCACCUAUGCGUCAGCAGCUCAUCUUGAUGGAAUUCUUUAUGUUUUUCUACCUUCAUACUCAGUGUUCAAAAUAGACUUGCGUGAUGCUGAAAGCAAUUGGCAACGAAUGGCAAGCAAGUAUCUAGGAACUGGACCAGUCGCAAUUUUGAAUGGUCUCAUGUAUACAAUUGAUUACGGAAAUUUCAGCAGAUCUUGUGAAUGCUAUGAUCCAUCUGCGGAUAAAUGGACUCAACUUCCUGAAAAGCCAAGCAACGUUGCAACUGAAGCAUUAGUAGCAGCUGAAGGUCAAAUUUUCUGCAUUGGAGGAAGUUAUAUUCGCCAUCGAUCUCAUGUAACUGAAAAUCAUUCAACAGAUGCUGUUGAAAAAUAUAAUCCAGCAACGGCAUCUUGGUCCACUGAUAGCAAACUCAACAAAGCAAGACAGGCUGCCGCUGCUACUUAUCUCAAUGGAAUAUAUGUAAUAGGUGGGAGCAGUUCAGGUUCAGUUAAUAAUGAUGUUGAAUUCCGAUGUCCUGUUGCGAAAACUUGGACAACGCUUACAGAAACAAUAGUUCAUUCCAGACGAUUGUUUAAUGCAGUCAAUAUUGAUGGAAAGAUUUAUAUCAUAGGAGGAUGCUCAAGUGAUGAAAUAGAAGAAUAUGAUCCUGAAGUAAGGCAAUGGAGAAUAGCUGGAACAAUGGAAGGUUUUUUCAUUGAACAAUUGGCAGCCGUUGCUGUUGUAAUAUAAAACAAUAUCACAAGGAUAUUCAACAUUUAUAUAUUUUGUAGUGAAUGUGUGCGCACUUGAUCUUUAUCUCCUGUGGUUCCGAAUGUCUACUUUCUCUGACUAUUGUAAAAUUCAUAUAGAUACUCCUGAAGUAUGCAACCUGAGUUCAGGUUGUGUGCCAUCUUGGUGCGCAUACUUCAGGAGGUCAGUGUGUAAUAAUUAUAAGGAAAAAUUGGAAAUCCAUCAGUUUAAGCUAUACUAACCAUGGACAAAGAUGUUCAUGUGCAUGGUAAUUUGACCUUCAAUUUUUUUGUAUUUUCAAUUUAGAUUACCUACUGGCAAACACAUUUUUAAAAUGUAUUUUUCUCUGUAAUGGAUUUUGCAGUCUAUGAUAUUACAACAUGUGUAUGAACCAAAUGCAUUUUAUUAGCAUUUCACUUUUUGUAUUCCACUGCUAUGGUGCUUUAUUUCUAUUACUGUUAUGCAUAUGCUUAUACUUUGCUCAAAAGUUUUACCGUAUAUUAUAAGUACAUCUUUAAAACUGAACAUUUUAUUAGCUCCAAUUUGGUGAUAAAUUAUGGGUGAUACCAAAUUAUUAUUAUCAUUUUUAAUAUAUCCCUCGCUGAAUUGUAUUGAAAUUCCUAAUUUCCUAGACUUUUUUCUUAAUAGUGUUGCAUUUUUUUUAUUUCUCUUAAUUUUGUUUUGUAUUUGAGUUAGGAGCAUUGUAAUGUAAUGAUUCCACGUGUAUUAAAAAACUAAAUAUUUUUCACAUAUUACAUUUCUUGAUUGAAAGUGAGAAAAGCAUAGUCUAUUUGCUGUAUUAAAUCUAUUUCUACACUAUUAUUUUAACGCUAUUUGUUGUUUGUAAUUCAGCAUCUUUGACUUUUUGUUAACUAUGUGUUCAUACCAAUUAUCAUGUGCUCAUAAGUACUUAUUUUAGUUCCUUAGCCAUAGCUUAGACUAUGUUAGUUUCAAUAUUGUUCUUAAAAGAGAAGGUGACUAAAUAUUGAUUUGAAAUUGAAUUUUAUUUAGUAUAUAUAUCCUGAUUUUAUCAUCUUUCUCUGCACCGUAAUUUAUAUUUGUUCAAUCAUUAAUAAUUUUCUUCAAUUUAUUUGUUUGUCGUAUUUCUGUGUGGUGAUUGCACUUUGAAUUAAUUUCUGUAAUAAAGGCAGGACUCCCUUGA